This is a messenger RNA of Vigna radiata var. radiata (mung bean), 2093 nucleotides long. Its product is annotated as ankyrin repeat-containing protein BDA1-like. The coding region runs from base 631 to 1245 and encodes 204 amino acids. NCBI's taxonomy places the organism in Eukaryota, Viridiplantae, Streptophyta, Magnoliopsida, Fabales, Fabaceae. The record is from RefSeq and is a predicted model, not a curated record. Gene Ontology annotation, molecular function: protein binding. The transcript has 3 exons.
AGCAUAAUUAAGAAAAGAAAAAGGUUUGAAACAUUUUGUUUUUUAUUAUUAUUUUUUUUUCUUUUUUUUUCUUUGUUUUCCUUUUAAGUGUUGAUUAUCACAGUUAAACAUAGUUAAAAUUAAUUAAGCGUAAUUAAUUUAGUUUAAGAAAAAAAAAAAGGGAGUGGGGUUAGAAAGUUUGUUUGUCGUUUCUGAAAAGGGAAACGGUUUUUCUGAAAAAAAAGGACAAGGCGUUUGGCGUUUGGGUGUGGCAGAGGCGGUGUUGGUUUUUGGCAGGUUUUUGCAGGCGAGGAAGGACACCACGCGGAGGCUCUCCAUUCCUAUGAGAGUAACUCACACACCCGUAACUAUACACACUACACUUGACAAUCAACUACGAAUUCUUUUCUCAAAAGAAAAAAAAGAGUGAGAAUCAGAAGAGGAGAAAAAUUGGCUCGUGGGUAAGGUUUUCUGGAGAUUCGAACGCUCUUCCUGUCGCAACAGUUAUUGGAGACACCAAGCAAUAGCAUAGGGGCCCUCGAGAGUGCAGUGUUGUGCCCUGUUCUUGUGAGCGGUGGUGUUUCACUGUUUACAUUGGGUGGUUCACGACGAAGCAUUGUUUGGUGGUGCUGGAAAAGUUUCUGCAAGAAAAUGGAUGGGAGGAUUAUUGAAGUUGCUGCAGCCACAGGAAACGUUGACGAACUUGAAAGGUUGAUGAGAGAAGACAUAUUGGUGAUGGAUAGUGUUGCCUUGCUUGGAGCUCAAACACCUCUACACAUUGCAUCAAUGUGUGGUCAUGUUUCUUUCGUACAAAAAAUGUUGAAAUUGAAGAAGCAAUUUGUGAAUGAACUCAACCAAAACGGGUUUACUCCCAUGCACCUUGCCUCUGUCAACGACCAUGUUGAGGUCGUGCUUAAGCUUCUGAAUGUUGACCAUCAACUGUGUCACAUUCAGGGGAGGGAGGGAACCCUUCCUCUACACUAUGCCUCUGUCAAAGGAAGGAUCCAUGUUAUGACGAUGUUGCUCUCUGCUGCUCCACUCACUGUUCAAGCAAAAACCUCCACAGGGGAAACUUCGCUUCAUAUUGCUGUAAAAAACAGCCAAUUUGAUGCAGUUAAGUUUCUGGUGAAUUACGCCAAGACAUUGAAGAUGGAAAGAGAACUGUUGAAUGAUAAAGACAACCAAGCAAAUACUGUCUUGCAUCUCGCUCGGUCAAGGAAGCAAUACCAGGUAUGUGAUUCAAGGGAUUUUAGAUCAUUUACAUAAAGAAUAAAGCAUAAAAAAUGAUAAUAGUAUUACAUUAAUGCCAUAAUUCUGAAUAAAAUAAUAAUCUAAAUCGUUAUCAUUAUUGAUAUUGAAUGAUGUUAGAGCAUUUAUAAUGAGUAGAAUUUGGAGCGCAGAUACUUGAUACGUUCUUGGUUAAGGAUGAUGUUGCGAAAGAAGUGAUGGUGGUGAAUUCAGUGAACGAGAAAGGAAUGACCCCUCUUGAUGUUUUUAUGCUAUUCUCAAGCAAAGCCGGUGAUUUAGAAAUUUACGAAUGCCUUGUGAAAGCUAAGAGUGGAAAGGACAUUGAGAAUGAGAAUGAAAUCCGUGUUCCUAUAAGGAACUUCACAUCAAAUCUACCUAAAAGUACAUUGAGAAGGAGAAUGAAACCCGUGUUCCUAUCAGGCUGUGCUUAUUAAUACAAUAAGUGUAUUAAUACAUUCGGUAAACACACACUCUAAUUAUUCUACAUUUAUUUACUACAACAUUUACCAAGCACUUAUUGUAUUAAUAAGCACAGCGUGAUAGGAACACGGGUCUCAUUCUCCUUCUCAAUGUACUUUUAGGUAGAUUUGAUGUGAAGUUCCUUAUAGGAACACGGGUUUCAUUCUCAUUCUCAAUGUCCUUUCCACUCUUAGCUCCUGCUUUCACAAGGCAUUCGUAAAUAUCUAAAUCACCGGCUUUGCUUGAGAAUAGCGUAAAAACAUCAAGAGGGGUCAUUCCUCCCUCGUUCACCGAAUUCACCACCAUCACUUCUUUUGCAACAUCAUCCUUAACCAAGAACGUAUCAAGUAUCUGCGCUCCAAAUUCUACUCGUGAUAAAUGUUCUAACAUCAUUCAAUAUCAAUUAU